This is a messenger RNA of Guillardia theta CCMP2712, 288 nucleotides long. RefSeq lists its product as hypothetical. The transcript is spliced from 2 exons. The coding region runs from base 1 to 288 and encodes 95 amino acids. The record is from RefSeq and is a predicted model, not a curated record. Lineage: Eukaryota; Cryptophyceae; Pyrenomonadales; Geminigeraceae.
AUGGCAGGGAACGCCACACGAGAGGUGGACAGAAAAGCCCGGGAUGCUGCCAGGUUGCUGAGCAUGCGAAGGAGACAGCGAGACAGGAGACUAGAGACUAGGGCGCGAGGCCGAGAGACAGGGCCUAUCGAGACCAUGAUCUGCAGAAGGGAUCAGCUGCGGUGGGUGCGACUAGGGCAGACGGUGUGUUGGAAGGCGGACGACAGCGCUCGAGACCAGCGACCAGCUCACUGCGAGGCUGCAGCGCGAGGGUUUGACUUGAGCAACAAUGACUUCGAGGCUUUGUAA